AAUGCCUAGAAAAUUACAGUAAAAUCGAGCCCUAAUUUAGCGGGAGGGAAAAAACCCUAGCCCUAAUUUUGAUAAUAGCUCUCAGGGAUCUCUACCAGAUUUUUGAGUUUUGGGCUGAGAUGGACAUAAUUUCCCAACUACAAGAACAUUUGAAUACGAUGGCAUCCCUUGCAUUCAAUACCUUUGGGACACUUCAAAGGGAUGCCCCUCCUGUUCGUCUGUCACCUAAUUAUCCAGAGCCUCCUAUUACUAAGGCCGCAGAGGAUGAUACUGCUGAUCUUGCAGAGCAACCCAAACUCAUGAGUGCCGACUUAGUGAAAGCUGCCAAGCAGUUCGAUGCAUUGGUUGCUGCACUUCCAUUAUCUGAGGGAGGGGAAGAAGUUCAAUUGAAAAAAAUUGCAGAACUCCAGGCUGAAAAUGACGCAGUAGGCCAAGAACUUCAAAAGCAAUUAGAAGCUGCAGAAAAAGAACUAAAGCAGGUGCAGGAGUUGUUCAGCCAAGCAACAGAUAACUGCUUGAACUUGAAGAAACCAGACUGAUGCAACGGAUACCCCAACUGGAUGACCAAGAAAAUAGAGCGGCGGUUUCACUCGUCUCUGUACCGUAGUAUAUGUUCUUGGUCAGUCAGUUUCAUGAUUAUCUAUUGAAACUGUCCUAACUGAGAAGCAUAGUUCUCCGUAAUGUGAUAAGCCUUGAACCAUAUGAUGAAGCGCUAGUUACUUGAACUUUCAGAUUUGUUAUUACACUGAACCUAUAUCGGAAC
Messenger RNA from Olea europaea var. sylvestris, 763 nucleotides. RefSeq names its product mediator of RNA polymerase II transcription subunit 21. Lineage: Eukaryota; Viridiplantae; Streptophyta; Magnoliopsida; Lamiales; Oleaceae. Gene Ontology annotation, cellular component: mediator complex. Gene Ontology annotation, biological process: regulation of transcription by RNA polymerase II. The record is from RefSeq and is a predicted model, not a curated record. The transcript is spliced from 5 exons. The coding region runs from base 120 to 539 and encodes 139 amino acids. Gene Ontology annotation, molecular function: transcription coregulator activity.